UUGUUACGAGAUUCCGUAGCAAUUCUUAGUUUUUACUCGGAACAUUUUUUUCUAAUGUUAUUGUUAUUUUUCUAGAUUUGUAGGCGACCACCGGUACAGCCCAUCCAAACAUGCAGAACGACGCUGGUGAAUUCGUGGACCUCUACGUCCCCCGUAAAUGCUCUGCUAGCACCAGAAUCAUUGGGGCCAAGGACCAUGCCUCCAUCCAGAUCAACAUUGCUGAGGUUGACAAGGUUACUGGUCGCUUCAACGGUCAGUUCAAGACCUACGCCAUCUGUGGCCCCAUCCGUAGAAUGGGUGAGUCAGAUGACUCCAUCCUCAGGCUGGCAAAAACUGACGGCCUUGUUGCAAAGAACGUGUAAAAGAAGUGGUGGAACUUUGUAAAAUAAAAUGGAAAAAUAAAACAUU
Molecule: messenger RNA, 408 nt
Organism: Cynoglossus semilaevis (tongue sole)
Lineage: Eukaryota; Metazoa; Chordata; Actinopteri; Pleuronectiformes; Cynoglossidae
Gene: rps21
Product: ribosomal protein S21
Exons: 5
Coding region: 111-362 (83 amino acids)
Biological process (GO): translation
Cellular component (GO): ribosome
Molecular function (GO): structural constituent of ribosome
Source: RefSeq, a predicted model, not a curated record